Aspergillus homomorphus CBS 101889 is the source of this 749-nucleotide messenger RNA. RefSeq lists its product as uncharacterized. Bases 87 to 728 code for a protein of 213 amino acids. The transcript is spliced from 4 exons. Gene Ontology annotation, cellular component: cytoplasm; nucleus. The record is from RefSeq and is a predicted model, not a curated record. Lineage: Eukaryota; Fungi; Ascomycota; Eurotiomycetes; Eurotiales; Aspergillaceae.
UGAUAAGCCUGUGCUUGUUUCCCAACUCCGAUUCCCAUUCUUGACUCAGCCCUCGAGCACUACAACCUGACCUCCAGAAUUCCAAAAUGCGAUUCCUCUGUCUUCACGGCGCUGGGACCAGCGGAGAAAUCUUCGAGAUCCAGGCUGGUGGAAUCACCUACGCCCUAGAGAAGAAGGGCCAUACUUUCAAGUUCAUCAAUGGGCGAAUGGAAACCGAGGGUGAAACCGAGAUCAAGGACGUCUUCGAUGGUCCCUUCUACAGCCAUUAUCCUCGGGACAAGCAGCCAGGGGAAGACCUGGCGCGGGCAAUCGAGUAUGUGAACCAGAUCAUCGCGCGAGAGGGGCCAUUCGAUGGCGUCAUGGGCUUCUCACAGGGAUGCGCACUCGCCAGCGCCAUGAUCAUUCAGCACGCACAAAAUCACCAGGAGCCGCUGUUCAAGCUGGCGGUGUUCAUCUGCGGCGCAAGCCCCUUCGAUCAGUCUGGGAUGGAGCUGAUCGAGCCACCCGCCGCGGGCGGGGAGUAUCCCAUCACGAUCCCCACGACGCACAUCGUCGGGAAGCAGGAUUCGCUGUAUCCGUACAGCAUGCGACUGUACGGGGUGUGCGAUCCGGCAAAGGCAGAGUUGUACGACCAUGGCUCGAGGCACUUGGUGCCCUUUGAUGUGAAAAAUACGGAGGCUAUGAUCGCGGCGGUUGAAGCGUCGAUUCGGAGGGUAAUGUUAGGAUGAUAGAUACGUCCGCUUUACAUA